GGUGGCCACGCUCGGGGGAGGCAGCGGGGUGGAGCUGGAGCUGUGCGGCCCCGUCCCCGUCCCGUGCGGGGGAGCGGCUCCUCGCAGCCUCGCUGCCCGGUCCCGACCGCUCCUGUCGCCGCGGCUCAUGAGGUGAAGAUGGUGAUCCGCGUCUUCGUCGCCUCCUCGUCGGGCUCGGUGGCGUUGUCUAGAAAUGCCAAACCAGAGAAGACUUCAGUCUUGCAGCUGGAAGGCUGAAGAUCAGAUAAAGAAGAGGCAGCAGGAUGUGGUGAGGUUUCUAGAAGCCAAUCGCAUAGAGUUUGAAGAAGUGGAUAUCACCAUGUCAGAGGAGAAGAGACAAUGGAUGUAUAAAAAUAUUCCUGAGGACAGGCAGCCUGCACAAGGCAAUCCACUGCCACCACAGAUAUUCAGUGAUGAUCGGUACUGUGGGAAUCAGGAGACCAAUUCUAAAUCAGUCUCAGACUGAUUCAGAAUCAGGAGACUUUCUGUGUAUUUAUUCUGGCUUACACAUUGUUGCUGACAAUUCACACUUCCUUGUGAUACAAACUGGUCAGAUCCAUUCCUGUUCCUCUAAAGGUAUGAGGGCUAGACAGUGCAAAGCAAAAUAAACAGGUACACUUUUUGUUUUGGUCAUGUUAUUUCAAUAGAAGUUCUCAAGAAUAUAAUAUCCAUGACUUAAUGUUAUCUUUGUAGCUAUACUGUUUUUUUCUGUGUUAGUAUUGGCAUUAAUAGUUUUGGGAUGUCUUUUCUCACUAUUUUCUCCUUAGUAAAAAGCCUCAGCAAUGUGCACAAAGGGUUUAUCUAAGACUAGAUUUUCCUGGCUAGGAUAUCACCAUUUGAAAUAAUCACUUUUCAGGAUGUAACUGCAGGCCAGAGUAAGUUUGUCAUGCGU
Cinclus cinclus is the source of this 892-nucleotide messenger RNA. RefSeq names its product SH3 domain binding glutamate rich protein like 2 (gene SH3BGRL2). The transcript is spliced from 4 exons. Bases 194 to 466 code for a protein of 90 amino acids. NCBI's taxonomy places the organism in Eukaryota, Metazoa, Chordata, Aves, Passeriformes, Cinclidae. The record is from RefSeq and is a predicted model, not a curated record. Gene Ontology annotation, cellular component: cytoplasm.